Messenger RNA from Salvia hispanica, 3648 nucleotides. RefSeq names its product putative disease resistance protein RGA3. The record is from RefSeq and is a predicted model, not a curated record. NCBI's taxonomy places the organism in Eukaryota, Viridiplantae, Streptophyta, Magnoliopsida, Lamiales, Lamiaceae. Gene Ontology annotation, molecular function: ADP binding.
AUGGAAGUAGUACCAGUCGCCGCUAUUGUCAAUGUUAUUGUUCAAAACCUUGUCGAACAUGGUAAGAAAGAGAUCUCACGUGUCCGAGGUCUCGAAAAAGAAACAGAAAAGCUAGCCGGAAGCUUGGAUACCAUCCAGAAAUUCUUGAACGAUGCAGAGAUGAGUACCGUUGUUCCUGGUGAGGCUGUCAAAAGCUGGCUUAAGAAACUCGAAGACGUAGCCUUUGAUGCUGACAAUGUUUUGGAUGAGCUCAGCUACCAUCUUCUCUCCAAACCAAUCAAGUCCAACCCCAUCAACAUACACUCAUGCUUCUCAUCCUCCAAUCCUAUUAUACGUCCCGGAAAUAUGGCUCGUAAAAUCAAAGGAAUAAAUGAGAAUUUGGAGUCCAUUCGGACAGAGGCAGCCAGCCUUGGCCUCGUACAGAGGCUUCGCGAUGUGCCCACUUUGGUUGAUGCUACUUCUGAAACUGAUUCAUAUACUCUUGAUCCAAUUUUUAUUGGAAGAGAUAAUGUGGUUUCGGAAAUAGUUGAGAUUCUUACCACGAGUAUAACAACUGAUGAACGUGUAAUAUCUAUCCUUGCCAUUGUCGGAAUGGGAGGAUUGGGGAAGACAACCUUGACUAGGAAAGUCUUUAAUCAGCUAAAGGGACAGACUACUUUAAGUUUUAGCUCACAUAUUUGGGUGCAUGUUUCUCAAAUUUUUGAUCCAAUCGUUCUUUUCAAGAAAAUCCUUAAAGAGUUGACUCCUUAUCAAGUUGAAGCUGAGAUGAGUAGGCAAGAUAUUAUGAAAAGGAUGGAAGAGGUUUUGAAGGAUAAAACCUAUCUUCUAAUUCUUGAUGAUGUUUGGAAUGAAGAUCUUCCCAAAUGGGAAAAUUUUAUCAAUUCCUUGUUGGGUGUUACUUCUAUUAAUGGAAAUGCCAUUGUUGUUACCACUAGAAAUAUAGAUGUGGCAACAACUGUGAAUGCAUCUCAUACAUCUCACCUCAAAGAGUUAUCGAAUGACGACUGUUGGUCAAUUAUCAAAGAAAAAUGCUUUGGAAAAGAGGAUUUUCCUAAGGAAUUUGAGACUAUUGGGAGAAAGAUUGCAAAAAGAUGCCAUGGUUUGCCAUUAGCUGCCAACGUAGUUGGUGGAGUACUGCGUAAUAAAUCUGAAGAGAAAUGGCUAUCUAUUGAAGAGAAAUGGCUUUCGCGCAUUGAAGGAGAUCAUAUCACAAAGAUAUUGAGGUUGAGCUUUGAUAAUUUGUCUUUACCAUCACUUAAGGAGUGUUUCGCAUAUUGUUCAAUUUUCCCUAAAGGUCACAAAAUCGAAAGGCGGAAACUGAUUGAGUGUUGGAUGGCAGAGGGAUUUCUCGAAACUGAUGGCAGCAAUGAUGAUAUGGAGUGUGUGGGAGACAGAUUUAUCAAUGUUCUUAUGCACAACUCUUUACUGCAAGUUGCAUGGCGAGACGACUAUGGAAAUGUGGAAAGUUGCGUGAUGCACGAUCUCGUGCAUGAUAUCGCGUGUUCAAUUUUAGGCUCUUCAGGCCGAGUGAGAUACAUGGUUCAUUAUGAAGAAUCAAGUCCUAUUUCAGAAAAAGUGGCAAAAUAUCUCCGUACAUUAUUGUUCGAGGAUAAGAUUUAUGGUAACAUGUUUGCGGAUUUCAAGCGUCUGCAUGUUUUAAUACUUGCUGAUUAUGGAUGUAAAGAGUUGCCAAUUUCGAUUAGGAAGUUGAUACAUUUGAGAAUUCUUGUAAUUUCAUCGACGCGGAUCAAAUAUUUGCCUGAUUGGAUUGGUGAACUCUAUUGGUUGCAAACGUUAUAUGCGGAUACUGCAUCUUUGGAGGAACUUCCAAGUACGUUGAAGUACUUGACUAAUUUAAGGCAUCUUUAUAUUCAGUGGCCUAUGAAGCUGACAUUGCCCGCCGAGAUUGGAAGAUUAACUUCUCUCCAAGUCCUGGAGUAUUUUAAAGUUGGGGACAAAGAUGGAUACAAAAUUGAAGAGCUUGGAAGUUUGAAAGAUCUCAAAGGAAAACUAGAAAUUUCUAACCUUGAAAUGGUUGAAAACAAGGAAGAGGCUGAGAAAGCAAGUCUAUCUAACAAGUCAAAACUAUCAGAGUUGCGUUUAACAUGGGGGAUGCGUGGAGAAGUUGAAGCUACAAAUGAUGAGAAUGUGUUGGAAGGCCUCCAACCUCACUCUCGUCUUAAGAAGUUAGUGAUUGAAGGAUUCAAAGGGAAAAGGUUUCCAUCGUGGACUCAAAAUAUGGCAGUUGAAAAUGUGGGUGAAGAUUGUUCGGUACCGCUUAACAAGUUGAUUGAGAUAAGACUCUCCAAUUGCUCAGAAUGUGAAGAAAUCCCAAUGCUUGGGCAUUUGCCAAAUCUCACGUCUCUCGAGUUGAAAGGAUUGAGCAAUGUGAAGUCCAUAAAUUCUCGUUUCUAUGGAUUAGUGAAUGAGGAGGCGCGUAUUGUUUUUCCAGCUCUGGAAACACUUGAGUUGGGUGAAAUGUCUAAUCUUGCAGGGUGGGAAGGAGUGGAAUUAAGUGAGGCCAAGGUAUUUCCUCGCCUCAAGUACUUGAUAAUUGAGGAUUGCAAGCAAUUGAUGAGUUUUCCAAAUCAUUCCUUGUCAUGCCUCAAACAUUUGAUUAUGAGGAGUAUUGUCAGCUACAAGCCUUUAGCAAACAUAUUUAAGACGGAACUAACGUCGCUAACAAAGCUUUGGCUAGAAGGAAUAGAUGAUCUGGAAUAUCUUCCAGAGUGGUUAUUCCAUAGCAAUCCCAAAAUGUGGGAGUUGAGGAUAGAGAAGUGCCCCAAUUUGAGAGGAUUACCAGAUGGUCUAUGUAACAUCAGUUCUUUGGAGGAAUUGUUUAUAAGGGAGUGUCCAAAAUUGGAACGGAUAGGAGAUAGUAGCGGAAAACAAUCACAAUCACAAUCGCAAUCACGAGGAUUGCUUCGUCAUGUGGAGAUUUGUGAAUGCAAUGCAUUGGCGUAUUUUCCAUGUGAAAUAUUACAAUCGUCGUUGGAGAAAUUGAAGUUGAAUAGUUUAAGUAGCCUACAGAACCUGCCCAGUCUAAUUGACUUCCUCCCAAAAUUGCAUCAUCUAAAAGAAGUAACAAUUAUUGGUGUUCCUCAAUUCAAGACCACUUGUUUUGUAGAGAUCCCACCUUCUUUUAGUAGCUUGGCAUUGUUAAAAAUAGAUGUUAGUAUGGGUGGAUCAAUGGAAGCGGUUGAUGGCAUAUUGCAAGGAUGCAGCAGCUCUCACUCACUUAAAAUAUUACAGCUGAAGGGAAUGGAAAAUUGGGAGAAUCUUCCAGAAUCAAUUCAACAUCUCAAUGCUCUUAUUAUAUUAAGGUUGGAGAAUUUUGCAAUGGAAGAGUUACCAGAAUGGUUGGGGAAUCUCUUAUCUUUAGAGCAGUUGGAAAUAUGCUUUUGCAAGAAACUAAGGCGUCUACCCUCUGUGGAUGCAAUGCGGCGUCUCACUAGACUAAAAUUGUUACAUAUAUCCGAAUGUCCAGAAAUAUGUAUUGAACAACAAUCUGAUGCAGUUGAUUCCCAAUGGCCCAAGAUUUCACAUAUCCCCAAUAUCAAGAUUGAUGGAGACAUAGUUGGUGUUGAUAUAGCUUAUUCUAAAGAAAGGAGGAGAAAACAUAUGUGUUUGAUGAGUGGGUGCCUCUAA